AUGAACGCUCUCAUCUCGAUAUUGGGCAAGAGAGCCCUCAAGAGUCUUGACACCGACAAGAUCAAGCCCAACUCUGACAAUCCGUACGAAGAACGAGUCCCGGUCUACAAGAAUGGCCAGGUCGUCAAGUACAGGACCCAGGAGCGGCCGAUUCCGGCCGAGUUGUCAUCAAACGACCAGGCGAUCUUGAAGAAAGUGCGGAAGAGAGCGUAUAAAUGGGACCAGGGCUUCAAGUUCUGCUGCGUUCCCGUCCGGUUUGGCUGGUCCUUCUUCAUUGGCUUGAUUCCCAUCUUCGGUGACUUUGCGGACGCUCUCAUGGCCUUGUGGCUGGUGAAGAAGGCUUCCAAGGUCGACGGCGGUCUACCGGCAACCCUUUAUGCGAAAAUGAUCUCCAACAUCGUCUUCGACUUUGCGAUCGGUCUGAUUCCCAUCAUUGGCGACCUUGCUGAUGCAGUUUACCGAGCGAACACACGCAAUGCCUGGCUUCUCCACGUGUAUUUGAUGGAAAAGGCUGAAGCGGUCAGAAACGGGAGAGUCUCGGAUCCGGAGACCGGCGAAACCAUUCACUUGACAGGACAUAAUUCCGGUCAUGGGGUGCUCCAGCCUUCAACGCGACCUGCUCAGUCUAAGACUUCUGCGCCGGAAGCGACACGUGGACGGGGAUGGGGCUGGAACCGCGGUGGUGGUGGAAGGACGGCUGAGCCAGAUCUGGAGUCCGGGAUUGUAGAAGUGCGGCCGGAGCGGGAGCUGCGCGACAACCGCGGCGCCGGGGUGACGGCCGGGGUGGGUCUACAAGGGACCCCCGAAGUCAGGGCCGGAGAUAAAGUGGUUUUGGUGGAUCCAACGCGAGAGGGACGCGGUCUCGACACUUGA
Messenger RNA from Sordaria macrospora k-hell, 873 nucleotides. RefSeq lists its product as uncharacterized. Lineage: Eukaryota; Fungi; Ascomycota; Sordariomycetes; Sordariales; Sordariaceae. The record is from RefSeq and is a predicted model, not a curated record.